AGUACAUUAUAAAAAUAUUUACUUAUUACACUUUAAUUAUCAUAAUUUAAUAAGGUUAAAUGCAUCUUAAUUAAUAUGUCAUUUGUUAUCUACUAAUUGUGAUAAAGUAGCAAAGAACCCAAUAUGAGUAGAUGCGAUUUCAAGAUAGUGCUUUUAGGCAGUGAACAUGUAGGGAAAACAAGCUUAGUUAUAAGAUUUGUUAAUUGUAAUUUUAAUUCUAGUACACCCUAUCAGAAUACCAUAGGUGCAGCAUUUUGUGCAAAAUCAAUGCAUGUAAAUGGAAAAGAUUUUAAUGUAGGAAUAUGGGAUACGGCUGGCAGUGAAAGAUAUGAAGCCAUGACAAGAAUGUACUAUAGAGGUGCCCAUGCAGCUAUAAUAUGCUAUGAACCUUCAUCGCUGGAAUCUUGGACAAGGCUACGACAUUGGCUGCAAGAACUACGAACUGUAGAAGAAGACUGUAAGGUGUACUUAUGUGGUACAAAGAAGGACCUUCUGGACAUGGGUGCAGUGGAGCGGCAGGUUCCCGAGGACAUUGUGGCCACAUACUCUCAGGGCCUUAGCGGUCAUUUCCUCACAUCCAGCAAGACUGGCGAGAAUGUAGAAGAAUUCUUCACAAAAAUUGUAGAAGAUUGUGCAGCUGAUAAUAGAAUGAUGAAGAUGGUGGAAGAAGCUAGAGUCAAGUUACAGAAAGAGGAAGCAGCUUAUAAGAAUAAAAACAAAGAUUACUGCUUCUGCUAAAAUCUGAUAUUUUAGCCAAUAACGGCCUGAGCGAAAUUGUAUUGGCUUUAGAAAGUGACAAAAUAUUGUUUACUAGAUGACGCUGGAACUCCGUUGUACCAAAAGUAGUUUAUAUGGUGCGGGAACCGUACAUUUUUCUUGGAUAAAAAGUAUCUUAUGUCCUUUCCCGGGACUCUAAGUAUCUCCGUACCCAGCAUUUUCGUUUUAACUUUCUUGUGUGUAAGACAAGGACAACUGCAUCCGUGCAUUCUACCUGUCUCUUUCUAGAAUUUCAAUGUGUAUUGCUUAGCUCUGUUUCAAUUUAUUUUGUGAUAAGAAUGCAAGCAAACUUCACCGAACUAAAGCAACAUUGCAAUCCACACAGUAAAUGCGUGGAUAAUAUAAUGACAAUUCAUUAUAAUAUCCACGCAUUGGUAGGCGGUAGCAUUGUAUUCACCUAUACAUAUUUAUAUUGAGAUCAAAAUUUUCGAGGCAAUUAUAGACUGCUAUUUAUCUGUGAUCCAUUCCAAUGUAACAUACCAAAACAAAACUUGCCUCUCAGGCUGGAUUUAUAUCCGUCCGCGCGAUUGAGACUACAAGCAAUAGUAUGUAACGAUUUAUUUAAAUAGCGGCGCGGUGGAGCUGUCACUUAAGGGGCCCAUUCACGAUAGGCCGCCUUGCCGUGCGCCGGCUUAUGCAGGAUAGUGAAUGGUGUCGGCAACGACACUAUUCACUAUCCUGUAUAGCCAGCGGACGGCAAGGCGGCCUGCCGUGAAUGGGCCCCUUUAAAUACAUUUGCUUUUGUGAUCUCGCUGUGUAGCCACCAAACCGCGCGUUCGGGCGGACGCAUAUGAAUCAAGUCUUAAGGCCCCACUCAUUAACAAGUCGCCGGCGCGGCAGGCCGUCGCCUGUUGAUCGGAAAAGACCACAGACUCACAGGUCCCUGACGAUUUUGUAUCGACGGUCAAUGACUGUCAGGCAGCCUGCCGACCAGAGCCUGCAGGGGGACUGUUAAUAUGUGGGACCUUUUACAUAAUAAUAUAAGGUAAUCAUACUAAUAUUUAGAC
Molecule: messenger RNA, 1784 nt
Organism: Aricia agestis (brown argus)
Lineage: Eukaryota; Metazoa; Arthropoda; Insecta; Lepidoptera; Lycaenidae
Product: ras-related protein Rab-24-like
Exons: 5
Coding region: 124-738 (204 amino acids)
Biological process (GO): intracellular protein transport
Cellular component (GO): endomembrane system; autophagosome
Molecular function (GO): GTPase activity; GTP binding
Source: RefSeq, a predicted model, not a curated record